Messenger RNA from Topomyia yanbarensis, 1801 nucleotides. RefSeq names its product protein Red (gene beag). The record is from RefSeq and is a predicted model, not a curated record. The transcript is spliced from 5 exons. Lineage: Eukaryota; Metazoa; Arthropoda; Insecta; Diptera; Culicidae. Gene Ontology annotation, biological process: mRNA splicing, via spliceosome. Gene Ontology annotation, cellular component: nucleus.
UUCAUAAACAAAUUCACAGGAGAUCAAUCGCUCGGAAAGUUUUGACAGGUUUUGUGUUUUCGAUUUCUAAACUCAAAUUUGUAUAUCUCAGUGUUAUUUUGGUGUAUCACAGUGUAUAUUGUUGAUAUUUUGGUACAAUAAUGCCUGGGGACGACAUCCACGAGCCGGAUACACCGGCAACCCAACGUCUGACGAACGAUGAUUUCCGUAAAUUGCUGAUGACCCCGAAAGCCCCCAGUGGUUCAAGUCAUGCAGCUGGAUCGGUCCGGGAUGCCAUGGCCAAAGCAACGUCCACCGCCGCGUCAUCGUCGGUGAUGAAACCACCUUCUACCGAGCGGCAUGAGGCGCGCCGGAAGAAGAAAAAUUUCUACGCCCAGCUUAAGAAGCAGGAAGAUAACAAGCUUGCGGAAUUGGCAGAAAAAUAUCGUGACCGCGCUCGAGAGCGACGAGAUGGUGCCAAUCCCGAUUAUCAGAAUCUGGAUCCUGCAAAUUCGACCAGUGGUUAUCGAGCGGUCGCCCCGGAUAUAAAAUCCUGCCUGGACACGGCCGAACGACGUCGGCAGCAGAUACAGGAAUCUAAGUUCCUGGGUGGCGAUAUGGAGCACACUCACUUGGUCAAGGGUCUCGAUUAUGCUUUGCUGCAAAAAGUUCGCAGUGAAAUUGUAGCGAAAGAGCAGGAGUUGGAUGAAGAAAUGGAAAAGUUAGCUGAUAUCCCGGCGGAGACCCAGCAGAAGCAACCGGUCCCCGAGAAGGAACUGCAGAAAGGGGACGAAAUCGAGUUUUGAACUGGCAUGGGGAAGAAUAUUCAUCGGAUCUUGGAGAUACAACGCUCGCGACACGUCGAACGCAACGAAAUGUUUGCCCCGGGCCGUAUGGCCUAUCACAUCGAAUUGGAGGACGAGAAUGCGGAAACGGACAUUCCUACGACAGUGAUUCGAUCGAAGGCAGAAGUACCGUUGGUGGCUGGUGAUACUCAAACUCUCACGACUAACGAUAUAGUCAUCAACAAACUGGCUCAGAUUUUGUCUUAUCUUCGUCAGGGUGGACGAGGAAAGAAAAACAAGCGUAGGGACAAGGACAAACCGUUGUUCAAGCUGCCGGAUGACAAAAACAUGGAUGAUUCUAUCUAUGGUGACAUUGGAGAGUAUAAGCCAACACGUCGCUUUGAUCAAGGAGCUUCUUCAUCGAAAGUCGAUGAUGGCCAAGAGAAACAUCGAUAUUUCGAUAAGCCAAGUGAACAAGAAGAACGCGAAGCUGGGGCCAUUCAUAUUCCUGCUCCACCAAAGCUAUCUGCUCAGCUGAUAACAAAGCUAACGGCGGAGCCGGAAGGAUACGCUGAAUGUUAUCCUGGAUUACAAGAGAUGAAUGACGCUAUCGAUGAUUCCGAUGAUGAGGUGGACUACACUAAAAUGGAUCUCGGUAAUAAGAAAGGUCCCAUUGGUCGGUGGGAUUUCGACACCCAAGAGGAAUACUCGGACUACAUGAGCAGUAAAGAAGCUCUACCUAAAGCUGCUUUCCAGUAUGGUGUGAAAAUGCAAGAUGGACGUAAAACUCGCAAGCAUAAAACGGAGAAAAACGAGAAGGCUGAAUUGGAUCGUGAGUGGCAGCAAAUUCAGAACAUAAUUCAUAAACGAAAGGCGAAAGAGGGUGAUUCUGGCGAAAGCGACAUGAAAAAAGCUAAGCAGUAAAAUAGAUCUUAUCGAAGGUAAUUAUUAACAAAAUAUAUAAAUUAUCAUAUAUACUAUUAACUUAUGCGCUAGCAGUGAAUUCAAAUGAAACUAUAAUAAAUAUUAGGUACCAU